Messenger RNA from Clonostachys rhizophaga, 1455 nucleotides. NCBI's taxonomy places the organism in Eukaryota, Fungi, Ascomycota, Sordariomycetes, Hypocreales, Bionectriaceae. The record is from the annotation of a GenBank genome assembly.
AUGGUUGCUGAGAACUUCGACGCUGUCCUCGAGGGCAAGUACCCGGCCAAGAACCACGCCAAGAGGACUCUCGAACUCAUCCGCAAGGAGAUUCCCGACGCAAAUGGCCUUCUCUACCUCGAGGCUCGCCACACCAAGCUCCUCGAGGACAAUGAUUCCCCAGAGCCCUUCCGGUACCCCUCCCUCUAUCCUGUCCCACCAAGAAUUCCCUUUGGCGGGCUAAGCACCGUCAUCUACAUCCAGCGUCGAUUCUUCUACUACCUGACGGGAAGCAACCUCGCCGACAGCUUCUUCACCUUCGAUAUCCAAACAUCAAAGUCCACCUUGUUCAUCCCCCCCGUCGAAGCCGACGAGGUCAUCUGGUCCGGCCUGCCCGUCACUGCUGAGGAGGCUCUUGCCCAAUACGACGUCGACGAGGUCAAGUUUACCACCGAUGUCAAUUCCGUGCUUUCAAGCUACGCCUCGGCGAACCCCAACUCGACCAUUUUUGCCAUCGAGGGCCAGAUCUCAGAUCAUAUCAAGAUCUCCGACUUCCAGAAUAAGAACUUGAGUGUCUUGAAAAAGUCCAUUGAGGUCGCGCGCGUCGUCAAGGAUGAAUAUGAGGUAGCCAUCAUUCGCAAGGCCAAUUACGUCUCCGCUCUGGCGCACAAAGCCGUCAUUGAGAAGUCAAGGACCGCCAAGAACGAGCAGGAGCUCCUGGCUACGUUCCUUGCGACAUGCAUCGAAAACGGAGCUGCGGAGAUGGCCUACCACCCAAUCCUCGCUGCCGGCGAGGCUGCUGCCACCCUCCAUUAUGUCCACAACAACCGCACUCUGGAGAACAAGACCAAUCUCUUGAUCGACGCUGGUGCUGAGUGGAACAAUUAUGCGUCGGAUAUCACCCGAACAUUCCCUCUCAAUGGCAAGUUCACACCCGAGUCGCGUGCCAUUUACGACAUCGUGCUCAAGAUGCAGGAGGACACCAUGGCACUGAUCAAGGCCGGUGCCAGCUGGGAUGACAUCCACGUCGUAGCGCACAAGGUUGCUAUUGACGGGCUCCUGUCAAUUGGCAUCCUGAAGGGCGACAAGCAGGAGAUCUUGGAUUCACGAACCAGUUCCGCCUUCUUCCCCCACGGUCUGGGCCAUCACCUUGGCCUCGACACCCACGACACUGGAGGCAACCCCAACCCUAAAGACAAGGAUAUUCUGUUCAGGUAUCUGAGAUUGAGGGGCACUUUGCCGGCCGGUAGCGUUGUCACUGUUGAGCCUGGUGUCUAUUUCUGCCGGUUCAUCAUCGAACCUUACCUCAAGGACCCAAAGCACAGCAAGUUCAUUGACACGGAUGUGCUUGACAAGUACUGGUCCGUCGGCGGCGUGAGAAUCGAGGACAACGUUUUUGUUACCGAGGCAGGAUACGAGAACUUGACUACGGCGGUCAAGAAGGCUGAGGACGUAGAGGCGAUCGCUCUGGCCUAG